UUUUACUUAAUUCUGUAUUAAAUUUAAUACUUCCCUAUCGGUCUUUGAUAAUAUAUGAAGGAAGACGAUUUAGAGGAGGCAAUGGCGGGAAAUGUGAGAUCUGAAUAAAUAAAUAAUAUGAAAGGAAAUCCAAAGCUUGAGUUUAGGACUACAUAUACUAUUCAUAAAACCGCAGGUUAGCCCUAUUUGUUAGGGUAAUGCUUGCAGGACCGAAGAAGAUGUUAGAAGGCUUCUACAUCUUGCAAAGCUUGAUGAAGAAGACUUAAAGCCAGUUGUCCAGUCCUUUUACUUAGCUCAAGAUUUCACAAGAGAAGACCUUAAGCUAAUGGAAGUAACUCCUGACAUAUUAAAUCAAAUACUCGAAGGUGAAAGAGUUAUAAUCAGAGGAGAUAAAUCAGAUCCUGCAGUUUUAUGUACAGACACUCAGACCUAUGAUAUUAAAGAAGCAGGCACAUCAAAUUCUCUCCUGUUGCUUCCGUCAGUUGUCUGGCCCGAUGAAGCGGAGACAAACGAUAAGGAUGACGGGAUAACGAUUGCUUCACAAGAGGUGGCAGGAAUCUUCCACAACUAUCUUGAGCUUCAUCUCUGUAGACCAAGAGUUCAGAAACUGAGAUAUCUGAUGGAAGAAAAUCUCUACACCGGGAAGGAGUACGAAGCAGACAAUGUUGAUGUAAAGUACACAUUUGAAGAUUUAUUGAACGUGAUCCAAGCUAGUCCGAAAGAACUUCAAACAGCUCUACGAGAAUUGCAGGCAUGUUGUAUUGAUGGGUUUUGGAGGAUGCUAGAUUUUGAUUACCAGUUCUCGGUGUUCAAUCACAUAGUAAACUUAGUUGAUUCGAACUCGUGGCCCUCGGAUGGUAUUCCUUUACAAGCUGUGCUUGACACUCUGGAAGAUCUUAUACCAAGGAAGAUUUUAGAAGAGUGUUUUCACUGGUAUACCGAACCCGUCGGACGGACGACUCCUGAAGGAUAUGAUCUAUAUCGUUGGAAUGAAGACAAAAUUUGUGCAUUUCUCGGUGAAGUUAUUUUAAGGCCUACGGGAAAAUUUAACUUGGAAGAAUUCCUUUAUACCUGGCAAAGUACAGUUCCAGAAGGAAUAACAACUAAUUUGAAUCAGUUAAAGGUAGGUAAUCUAGCACUAAGUAGUACAGACUAGUGGGAAACAUUAUUU
Molecule: messenger RNA, 1171 nt
Organism: Limulus polyphemus (Atlantic horseshoe crab)
Lineage: Eukaryota; Metazoa; Arthropoda; Merostomata; Xiphosura; Limulidae
Product: sister chromatid cohesion protein DCC1-like
Exons: 10
Coding region: 326-1156 (276 amino acids)
Biological process (GO): maintenance of mitotic sister chromatid cohesion; mitotic sister chromatid cohesion
Cellular component (GO): Ctf18 RFC-like complex; chromatin; chromosome, centromeric region
Source: RefSeq, a predicted model, not a curated record